Molecule: messenger RNA, 5019 nt
Organism: Anopheles nili
Lineage: Eukaryota; Metazoa; Arthropoda; Insecta; Diptera; Culicidae
Exons: 7
Coding region: 1-5019 (1672 amino acids)
Molecular function (GO): protein binding
Source: RefSeq, a predicted model, not a curated record
AUGCAUUUCGAGCGACGCCACCCGACGGUUGGUCCUCCAAAAGGAUCAUCGAUGUUGGGAACUUUCUGCACGACGCUGUUGAUUGCAUUCUUGGCGGCGACGCAGUUCCCGUUCGCUGAUGGUUAUCGCAUGCAGCGGACUCAAUCCAGCUGCUACUACAACGGAACGCACUUCAUGGAAGGUUCGAUCGUGCCGACCAAGGAACCUUGCUUGAUGUGCAAAUGCACGGAUAAGACGCUUAUUUGUGCGUUAAAAGUGUGCCCUGAACAACCUAUUCCACCACCAAGAGGUUGCAUUUUGGUGCACAAAGCUGGCUCUUGUUGCCCUUACUUGCAGUGCUCGAAGCUGAACCUUGCACUGAAAAAUCACGGUGAUCGUAAGAAGCUACAUUUCUUGGACUACUACGAAAAAGCGGCUCAGGAACGAUUAGAAAAUCCAAAUUCCUACCUGCGCCGCUCAGAUGAUGACGAGGUGGAAGAUAAUGGAGCUUGUAUCGUGAAUGGAACGGUGUACAAAUCUGGUUCCGCGAUGGUUAGUUCAUCACUCUGUUCGUACUGCUACUGCAUCAAUGGACGGCAGAAAUGCGUGAAACCAAAGUGCGCACUGGCGAAUCAAAAGUGUGCCCCCGUGUUUGUCGAUUCUGCCUGCUGUCCCAUCCGGUACGAUUGUACUGGAAAAACUCCAAUCAAAAAUAGUGCAAUCGAGCAGUCGAGCGAAUCGGCGAACCACGUCCGGAGGAUCAAUAACAAGCACUACCAGCGUAUGUCGGAUCGUAGAGGCUAUCGCAGCAACGGAUGCACCGUUGGUACCCACACGUAUCCGGAUGGUGAGAAAAUGAAGUCGGAAGAUCCGUGUGAGGCGUGCUACUGCAUUCGAGGACAGCGGAAGUGUACACCCAAGAAAUGCGCUCCUCCUAUAAAGGGCUGUACACCUCGAGUACCGCGUGGAGAGUGUUGCGCGGUUCGAUACGACUGUAAGCACGGUGAACAGAAACCAUUCGGACGUAAAAUGGAAGACGAAGAGGAAUCGUUCGACUUCUUCACUAUCCUCUUUGGGCCGGAUCCUGAUGCACCCAAGGAGGAAGCGAAGAAUGCUUCUCAGACGAUUGAAGUCCCGCCAGUCACUGAGGCGGCUCCAGUAAGCACCACUUCGGAGAAGAGCUUCCUAGAUUUGUUGCGGGCUGGGUUGGACUUUAUCGAUGACGCUGGAGAAGACGAAUUGCUACUAAGUACUACCACCUCACCGGAAGUGGGCACAGUCACGUCCACGGAAGCGUCCCAUGAGCUUCAAACAGUGAAAGUGGAAAUCAUUCAAGAGCCGCAAGCGAUUUACAUCGAAAAGCCGGACUUUAAUUUCCCUGUAAGGAACAUUCCACCGGUACCGAUCAUGUUUAAACCGCUGCCCAAGAUUCCAACUCUUCUGAUGAAUGAACCGAGUUUCCAAAAUCUGGAAUCGGAUUCUCUGCUGAAGGAAAAUCUAACGGAAGUAUCGAACUCUCUUACGGAAACGACCGACAAAAACGUCCCUACAACGGAUGUCUACGAAGAGAAAACAGAAACGUCGUCAUCGAUUCCUGUGACUACUAGUACCAAAACCACCACAACUACCACUUCUACUACUAUAAAACCAACAACAACAGCUAAUACGAAGAAGGAUAAACCUACUACAACUGCUCUUCCUAGUACUGUUAAACCAACUCCAAAGAUUCCUACCGCCCCGGUCACAAGAAUGCCUGUGACACGUACUACUACCACAAGUACUACAACCACUAGUACUACCACGAAACCUACUACUAGCCGUACAACGUCUACAACAGUAACUGCUUCCACCUUGAAAACGUCUACUCCGACAACAACUACAGAAAUGCCACGAGACAUUCCACCGAGGCACUCCACUACGAACGCUCCCUCAACUACGAUAGUACCAGUAGAAGUUUCGUCAACCGCUACCAAACGAAAUCUAACUGUUGUAUCAAAAAUAGUACCUAAUAUUUCGACUACCUCAGUUGAGCCGAGUACCACCAUUACUCCAUUGAAAAAAGUAGAAUUUUCAACAUCGUCUAGUUUAUCUUUUAGGACAUCUCCCACAAAAAGUGUAGAAAGGAUCUCCUCGGUUGCGAGCUCUACAACACAUAAGCCUUUGAAAACUACUUCAGCAACUAUUACACCUGCAUCAACGAUCGUAUCAUCCUCGACGAAGAAACCAGCCGUGCUGGAAAGGCUGGUAGUGACUACUCCCAAGAGUGCUAGUUCCACGCCAGUCGAUGUGGUGAUAAAGAUUGAUCAGUUGGUCGAUAAAUCGACGGUUGAAACUAUUCUCAACUCACUUAAUGCCAAAAUCGAAAAGGUCGCGAAAGUGACGGCUAGCGAGCCGAUUAUCACGACAACAAUUGCUACGAAGCGACCGAAUAAUAAAUUCGUUGGUUUCGGUCUAGCUAAGGUUUCCACACCUGUACAACCGAAGACCACAACGACCACAACAACGGAACCCAUGGAAUCGACUGUGUUAAUCGACGAGGUGACUACUGCGGUAGUGGCUGAAAGUGAGGUUACUUCUACGGUUGAACCCGAGUCUACUACUGUGAUGCGAGAAAGUACUAAGCAACCGACAGAAGAGGUUAUGACGAGUACGCAACAAUUCAGUGAGAGUGAGGAAUCAACAACGAUGACAUCAACCAUCUCAUCGGAAUCUUCGACGAUUCCAGAAGACUUUACUGAGACCACAACGGAACAGAUGGAUUCGAUGGUCACCUCUAACACGGAAUCAUCCCAUGAGGCAUUGAGAACGGAACUGUUCAUUGCAGAGAAUAAUGAUACCAUCACUACCACUCCAGCAACUACACCUGUAGCUCCCACAAAGCUUACAACCCCUCCGAGUCGUCCAGCAAAUCCAUUGAAGGAAAACAAUCUGCUCUCGGUGCUGCUCAGUGGCCUUUCGAACAUCUUCGAUGCGACGAAGAACGACUCGGGUAAGCAGUCGCAGAAAAACCGCACCGAAUAUAGACCCCUUACACCGAAACCGAUACCGAUCAGCGGGUUCCAUAAGAUCAGCAAUAUUCCCUCGAUUUUGGAAACGGAUGUUGGCCUGGACUACGACGAGCCAACGUUGCCACCAAGUUUGCCUAAUCUAAAGAUUAUUCCAUUCCUGCCGGCUGACGCCGUGAAAAAGAACGAUCCUCCUAAGCCAGCGAAUAUCAUUCCGCCGACGUAUACGUACUUCAAGAACCACCCCAACAAUUAUCCGAUUGUGAACGACCCGUACGAGGUUCCGACGGCCUAUGGAAUGGGCAGCGAACAUGAAAUACUUCAUCCUGGAUUGACGUACAAGACACACGCUAAGCCGAUGACUGAGUACGAGUAUACGUACGAUCCUGCGAUCAACUACCCGGCGUUGACGGAGAAUUACGACAUCGAUGCUAAGAAUGGAUACUACAACACCAAAAUCAUUCGCGAUAAGUACGAUACGGUGGACGAAACGGACUAUGAUUAUGACACGGACACCAUUCACAAGUACGCAGAGCAUCCACAGAAGCAGGAUUUGUUCAAGAACGAGUUGAAAAAGUUCAUCCCCACCAAGUACGAAGUACCGCAGGAGGGAACGUACGUGCCGGUGUACGACAAGUACGGUGUGGGUUAUCCUGAGAAAAAUGUGUACUAUACCAACCACAAGGAGUUAGCAUAUGGCGGAGCGAAGCUGGACAAGGUGCAAGCGAGCACCGAUAAUCCGCUGUUUCGCAUCGAUGGAACCGAUAUGAGCGGGUUCUCUCCUCCGACGAAGACGGAAGGUGGAUUCGUACCAAAAGAGCCCAUCAAGGAUGAGUUCUACUACGAGAGCUACGCAACGACACCAUUCCCGACUGGUGAACUGUCGACAGACGAUCACCACGUGAAGUUACCAUAUAACGUCUCAUCAACCAGUUCCUAUGGAGCAACCCCAGCCAAUCCGUUCAUCGAUGUCAUUCGAACGGAGCCAGCACCUCCGUUGAUGUCACUGAUCGAGGACAAGGAGAAGCUACUGUCGAAUCUGCAAUCGCAUAACGCUUCCCUGGAGGAUCUUCUGGGUGACUCCGACGAAGGAAGCGAUGAAUACGAGAAGCAGAUCAUAUCGAUAACGACCGACGUGAACUAUUUGUCCUCCGUUUCUCAUGAAGAAACCGCAACUCACCGUACGACACCGUCGAAGCCAAACUUUACCGGUUUCGAGCUCAACUUCCCCGUAUCGGUAGACCACUCGGUAGAACCCAUCUCGGCGACUUCCAAGCCGACGACCAACAGCGACUCGAGCCAUGAACCCGAACCAAGUGGAAUGUUUAGCCUCGAGAACAUGUUGAACUUUUUGUUGCGUGAAGAAGAUCCCAUUCACGAGAACAAACUGCGGAACGGCACUGGUGGCGAUGCGGCUUCCUCUAGCUUGGCGGAUGGAAUUCCACCGUUUAAAACGUUGCCCUCUCGCUUGACGUCGGUGUACGAUCCUUCUGUGGGGCUUGAGACUUCUCUUGGUGAGGUGAAACCUCCUUCAGACGAGGAACUACACGAUGGUACGGUCACACUGAAGGUAGAGAGCGCUAAAAACGACACGAAGGCGCUUUAUCGACCAUCGCUGUUGGACCUGCCGUUCCUUAACCCAGGAUUCCACACGAAGCCCAUCAAUCAACCGGAACCGGACACGGAAUCACAGAACGAGCUGGAUCGGUACGGGUAUGGUGUUUCCGAACGGCACACCGAUCAGUACCAGGUGAUCGCAGGUGGUGCUCCUAGCAUCAACGCGAACUCGUACGUUGUUAACCCGGUGGACAUCAACAAACUGAAGCAGCAUCAUUCCGAGGGCACGGCUGAGAUUACCAUGAAGUCUAAGGUGAAGGAUACGGUGGGCAUUCUGAAGCUGGCCGGGUGCAACAUUUACGGACGGAUGUACCGGGUAGGCAGGAUCAUAUCUGAGCUGUCUGGACCGUGUCUCGAGUGCAAAUGUACCGAGGUCGGUGUCCAUUGCACUCCAUUGGACUGCAGAAGGCGGCGAUAG